This is a messenger RNA of Macrosiphum euphorbiae (potato aphid), 2175 nucleotides long. NCBI's taxonomy places the organism in Eukaryota, Metazoa, Arthropoda, Insecta, Hemiptera, Aphididae. The record is from the annotation of a GenBank genome assembly.
AUGAAUGACGAUGAUAUUAACGACGCUUUAAAUGAUUCAUUUGAAUACUCCGAUGAAGAUGACGAUUUCCUUGAUCCAGAUUUUUCUCUAGGUGAGAAUGUAAAUGAUGAUUUGCUUGUGGGAAUAUUUCCACUAUUAAGUGAUUCCGAAAAUGAUGAAGAUGUAGAUGGCAAUAUAGAGAUCAAUGAAGGUAAUAAGGAAAAUAAUAAUGUAGAAGCAGUAGAUUACAAUAUAGAGAACACUGAAAAUAAUAGGGAAAAUAAUAAUUUAGAAGCAGUAGAUAACAACAUAGAGAACAGUGAAGGUAAUAUGGAAAAUAAUAAUUUAGAUGCAGUAGAGGACAAUACAGAGAACAAUGAACAAGAAAGUUAUAUUAGAAAGGGCAAAAAAAGGUCAAGUAAUCCACUGAUAUGGAAAAGAAAUGUUACAAAAGUACUUCGAGCUCAAGGUAAAGAAUGUGUAAGUUUGAGAAAUAAAAUUAUAAAAAGAAGAGUAACAGGACCCCCCUGUAAAUGUAAGUUACAAUGUUUCGAGGCUGUGACUGAUGAACAAAAACAUUUGCUUAUAAAUAUGUUCAACAAUAUUGCUGAUAAAGAGAAGCAAGAUACCUUUCUAUCUGGCUUAAUACAAAUUAGUGAUGUGUUAAGACGCCGCCCUAUAAAUAAUGAAAAACCCAACAGAAGUGUUGCUUGCUCAUAUAAAGUGCGUUUUGGGACCGAUGAAUUAAAAGUUUGCAAAACUGCAUUUUGCUCUUUUUUUGGUAUUGGCAAAGCAGUAGUUGAAAGGGUUUUUACUAAGUUAAGACAAAAUAUCCCUAGCCCAAAAGAUUUGCGUUUAAAACAUACAGUACGUCCUAAUAAAUUACCUGAUAAUAUUUUAUUUCAAUUAUCGGCACAUAUUCAGAGCUUCCCCAAGUGUAUUUCACACUACAGCAGACAAGAUAACAAUGAAAAACGUUAUUUAUCUGCUGAGCUUAGUGUACACAAAAUGUAUGAAAUGUAUAUUGAAAAAUAUGAACCUGACAUUUAUGAGAUAUUAAUAAAUGGAAGAAAAGCCAAACCUAUUGUAAAAUAUCCAUAUUUUCUCAAAUAUUUUAACAAUAAUUUUAAUUUGUCGUUUGGCAAUCCAAAAUCAGACACUUGCCAAACAUGUGAUCGACUAGACAAUUUUAUUAAUGCUGAAUUAAAUACAGACAUUAAAUUAUCUUUGAUUGAAGAAAAACAAAUUCACCAAAAAAAAGCAGAAUUAUUUUAUGCCGAUCUAAAAAGAUUAUCUCUAGAGUCUAAGGAAAAUACUGAUUUAGAAGUUUUAUCGUUUGACUUCCAACAAAACAUGCCUUUACCACAUGUACCAUGUGGUGAUGUGUUUUAUAAAAGGCAAAUUUGGUCAUACAAUUUUUGCAUUCACUCAGCAAAAACAAACCAAGCUUACUUUUUUAUGUAUGAUGAGUCAGUUGCAAAAAAAGGCCAGAAUGAGGUUAUAAGUUUUCUCCAUUAUUAUUUACAAAACUUACUUCAACAAGGAGUAAAGACAUUAUACCUUUUCGCAGAUAACUGUAGUUCACAAAUUAAGAAUAAUGCUUUAUUUCAAUAUAUCUACACUAUUAUAAAAUCAAAUGCAUUUGGAUUAAAUACAAUCAUUCAAAGGUAUCCUGAGCCAGGGCACAGUUUCCUGCCAUGUGACCGCUGCUUUGGUUUGAUUGAGCAGAAAAAGAGAAAAAUUGAACGUGUAUUUUUACCAAUAACUUAUCAAGAACUGGUCAAACAAACAAACAUCAAAAAAUUUCAUGUGAUUAAUGUUAAUCAAAAUUUUAUAUACAAUUUUUCAGAUUACUUAAAACCAUUUUUUAAAAAAUAUAUUACUAGUACAAACAAAGUCAAGUUCACAAUAAUGGCUUAUCGCUGUAUUGAAUAUACUAAAGAGGGUUUGUUAUGUAGUGUUAUUCCCAAUUCAACUGCCAAAGAGCAUUAUACAAUAGAAAAAUCUGGAUCCUUAUUGAAAUUUCCCAUGGAAAACCUCCCAUUAUUGUAUCAAGGAAAACUUAGUAUUAAAGCUGCAAAACUAAAAGAUGUCCUUGAAUUGGCUUCAAAAUAUGUUCCCCCUCAACAUUUAUGGUUUUAUGAACAGUUUGUAGAAACCAAUGAUGAUACAGUUUUAUCAGACUAUGAAUAUUAA